CUCCCUCCAUCUUUCUCUCCUUUCCAUCAAUCUUCUCUCUCGCUCGUCUUGUUUUCUUCUUUCUUUCCUUGCUGUGGCACACGGGUGGGUUUUUGUUUUUAUCAUGGUCUAGUUGGUCUGGUGACAACACCAACAUACCAACACCCAACGAUUUGAUGGAUUGAUUGCGUGAUUGCCAGUCGCGAGUGACUGCGAGGUAACAUUUCCUCUCGAGAUAUAACCGAAGAAUGAAAGAGAAAGAAGGGAGGCCUCAAGGAGGAGAAUAAACAAUGUGAGCUGAGAGAAGAAUUCGCCGGGAUUUUCCUUUUCUUUUUCCUUCUCUGCCUGUCAAAGUUGGUCUUUCUGUAGUGUUCCUCGUGCUCGUUUUGGGGCUUUAGAGUUCUUGAGACUGCCACCGACGAACGAAAAAAGGAAAAAAUCGUUUCUCUCCAUCGACCAGCGAUGGAGCUAGUGAUGAUGUUGGUGGGAAUUUUUCUGGGAUUGGUGGUGACCUUUUUCAUGCUGAAGCAGAGUAGAGUGGCGGUGGAGGUGUCGAGCACAAGUGGAGCAAAGACUCCGCCGGGUCCUCCGUGGAGAAUCCCUCUUGUCGGCGAAACGCUCAGCUUUCUCAGAGAUCCACACCGCUUCUAUCUCACUCGUAUUGCCAGAUAUGGAGAGAUCUUCUCCACUUCGCUUUUUGGCGACAAAUGCAUCAUUGUCACCACUCCGGAGGCCUCGAAGUGGUUGCUCCAGUCGGCUCAAAAGUUUUUCAAGCCUGCUUAUCCCGAGUCUGCAAAUUCUCUCAUCGAUCCGACGCGCAGCUUUGGCAGCGAGCAGCUUCACAAUUAUGUCCGGAGAAUCGUUGGCUCCUCCCUGUAUCCCGAGUCCCUCCAGUUCCAUGUCCCUGCGAUCGAGGCGCUCGCUUGCUCAGUCCUCGAUUCCUGGACAAAGCAAAAGUCCAUCAAUGUCUACAGCGAAAUGGCCAAGUACACAUUCGAGGUGGCGAUGAAAAUUCUAUGCGGGAUGGAGCCGGGAAAACAGAUGGACGCACUGUUCCAGAACAUGCAAGACUUUGAAAAGGCGUUCCUCACGCUCAACAUCAACCUUCCUUUCACAACUUACCGACGUGGUCUCAAGGCAAGGGACAGCAUGUUUAAAGCAGUGGAGGAGAUGAUCCAGCAGAGGAGAAAAAAGAAAAGGGACUGGAGUGGUCGGGAGCAGCAGCAGCGGCUGGACAUGCUCGACUCGAUGAUUUGCGUCGAAACCAAGGACGAGAAGUUUGCCAAUGCGGUGACAGACAUCCACGUUAGAGGAAUCAUCAUGACAAUCCUGUUCGCUGGGCACGAGACCUCUGCAGCACAGCUGGUGUGGGCCAUCAAGAACUUACACGACAAUCCAGAGCUCCUCCACGGAGUCAAGGAAGAACAUGAAGCUAUCCGGAGGAAACGAGAGCCUGGAUCUCCACUUACGUGGUCUCAAGUCAUGAAAGAAAUGCCUCUCACGCUCAGAGUGAUAAACGAGACGAUGAGAACUUCCUACGUCGGACUCUUCCUUCCCAGGGAAGCACUUGACGACCUCGAGUACGAUGGCUACUACUUUCCCAAAGGCUGGAAAGUUUACGCAUCGCCGUCGAUGGUCCAUCUCAAUCCAAAGCUCUACACGGAGCCGUACAAGUUUGAUCCCACCAGAUUCCAGGACGGUGGUCCAAAGCCGAAUACUUUCAUACCAUUUGGCAAUGGCCAGAGGCUGUGCUUGGGCGGUGAGCUCGCAAAGGUUGAAAUGCUCGUCCUCAUCCACCACCUUGUUACUACAUACAGCUGGAAGAUUAAGGAGGAUCACGGUGGGAUCAGAUGGUGGCCAGUCCCGAUCCCCAAGGGCGGACUGGUCAUACAAGUAGAACGAGAAGUGGAGCGAGGAUUAGAAAAGGAAACGAGGCAGGGUCAAACUGGGGAGCUCGGCUCUGGUGAAUUCCAACACUAGGACUUUUUAGUAUAUUUUGUAGACGUAGCUGGCUGUACAAAAAAGUCUUGGAUGCAAGUUACUCGUGUACAAUCUUAACAGCACGAACAAAAUAAGAGGAAGUCAGGAGGUGGCAUGGGCGCUUCUUGAAA
Selaginella moellendorffii is the source of this 2090-nucleotide messenger RNA. Its product is annotated as abscisic acid 8'-hydroxylase 4. The record is from RefSeq and is a predicted model, not a curated record. Gene Ontology annotation, biological process: sterol metabolic process. The transcript is spliced from 9 exons. Gene Ontology annotation, molecular function: oxidoreductase activity, acting on paired donors, with incorporation or reduction of molecular oxygen; heme binding; monooxygenase activity. The coding region runs from base 442 to 1959 and encodes 505 amino acids. NCBI's taxonomy places the organism in Eukaryota, Viridiplantae, Streptophyta, Lycopodiopsida, Selaginellales, Selaginellaceae.